Drosophila albomicans is the source of this 2847-nucleotide messenger RNA. Its product is annotated as synaptic vesicle glycoprotein 2B. Gene Ontology annotation, biological process: transmembrane transport. Gene Ontology annotation, cellular component: membrane. NCBI's taxonomy places the organism in Eukaryota, Metazoa, Arthropoda, Insecta, Diptera, Drosophilidae. The coding region runs from base 594 to 2519 and encodes 641 amino acids. The transcript is spliced from 4 exons. Gene Ontology annotation, molecular function: transmembrane transporter activity. The record is from RefSeq and is a predicted model, not a curated record.
GAUUCGGAGUUUGAGUUGGAGUUUGGCGCAAAUGCGUUUUGUGAAGCCAGCCGACGGCAACAAGUUGAAAGUUAUUAAUGUGGUCGCCAGUCAAAUUCAAGCUGACAGUAAAUCCAGCACCAACAACAACAACAACCAAAGCAAGAACUUUUAAAAGAAUUGCAAACAUCGAUAAUAAUAAUAACAAACAAUUUCUGCACAGCUGACAAACACUCAACAAAGAGUGCAAUAAUUAUAAAUAACAAAUAUAAUCAUUUAGUUUAACGUUAUACAUACAUACAAACAACAAAAUAAAACUCAAGUGAUAGCAAGUGAAACAGAAACGAAGGAAAUUAAAUACGAAUACAUUUAAGUUUCAUGCGGAAAAAUAAAAACGUUUUAUAAGAAAACAAGAACUUCAUCGCACAGCAGAUCACUCAAAGGCCAAAGCAAAGCCAACAGCAUAACUGUACUUUACUAAGCAAUCGAGCUUGGCAAAGUCAAAGAACAGUUAACGAACCGGACCAAAAACCCGAACCAAAGUCUCUUUGAAUUUUCAUAUAUAUUUUUUUUUGCUACGCGCACAAAAACCAAACCAAAACUUGAACUAUAGAAUGGUAGAAGGUGAUUCUGCAAAAAGUAAAAGCGAAUCCUAUAAUGUAGAAGCUGGCCUACAACCAAACUACAAUCAGAACAACGCGGCCAACGCGGGCAACGCAGCAAGCAAUCCCAACCAUUCAGCAAGCCUAACCGGUUCGAUAGGCAACUCUGGCAAUUCGGCAACGCCGCAGCAUAUUGAUAAUCGGGCGAUCAUCCAACCGUAUUCAUUGGGCACCCCAAGCGCCAAGCAGCCCGAAUAUCAAUUUGCAGCUGACAAUCGCGGCUACGAGCCCGAGUUCAAUCAAAAUGGCAAGCAGGACGUAGAACGUGUCGCCUCUGGCGGCGGAGGAGGCGGCGGUGAUGGCUCCGAUGAUGCGGCCGCUGAUCAUAAGCGUCGUCGCAGCAAGACACCGUUGCCACCACCGACCCGUCCCAUAGUCGCCAACUUUGAGCGGGCCAUCGAGCUGUGCGAAUAUGGCAAAUUCCAUUAUAUACUGCUGGCCAUUUGUGGCCUGGUCAGCACAUCGGAGGAAAUGGAUGUCAUCUCGAUGUCAUUCAUCUUGCCAUCGGCACAAUGUGAUUUGGGCUUGAACACGGAAACGAAAGGAUGGCUCAACUCGAUCAUCUUCAUUGGCAUGAUGGUUGGCGCCUAUUUCUGGGGCAGCAUUGCCGACAGUUUUGGUCGCAAAAAGAUCCUCAUUGUCAUCUCGUUUAUGAACGCGUUCUGCAUUGUUGCCUCGUCGUUUUCGCAAACUUAUGGCUACUUUAUGCUCUUUCGUUUUCUCAAUGGCGCAGCGCUGGGCGGCAGUGGUCCUGUCAUCUGGUCGUAUUUCGCCGAAUUCCAGCCGAAAGCGAAACGUGGCUCCAUGCUUAGCUUCAUGGCUGCCUUCUGGACCUUUGGUAACCUGUUUGUGGCCGGUUUGGCCUGGCUGAUCAUUCCCACGAAAAUUGGUUUCAUCUCACAAUACUUCACAUAUAACUCGUGGCGUAUAUUUUUGCUGGUCUGCUCGUUCCCAUCGUUUCUGGUUGGCUUCCUGCUCUUCUAUUUGCCCGAAUCACCCAAAUUCCUGUUGACUCGCGGCAAAAAGGACAAGGCAUUGGCCAUCUUUCGGGGCAUCUUUGUGACGAACACGAAAAAGAAGCCCGAAGAAUAUAUGGUCUAUGAUCUGGAGGUCGAUGAGAAACUGAACACUGAAAGCGCCCAGGGAUUCAAGGGCAAAUACCAUCGCAUGAUCAGUGGAAUGGUCGACCACAGUCGCGAUCUGUUCAAAUCGCCCAUCUUGAGAUUCACACUUGUCUCGAUCACCAUCAACUUUACAUUCCACAUUGGCUACUAUGGUCUGAUGAUGUGGUUCCCAGAGGUGUUCAAUCGCUAUGAGGAGUACGAGAAGGGUCAUCCCAAUCAGGAGGCUGACAUUUGCGGCGUCACCGAGUACGUUGUCACGCUGAGCAAGUCCAAGGUCGAUAAUGGCACAUGCAACUCCGAUAUCCCAUCGUCUGUGUUCAUGGAAUCACUGAUCACGCUUGCCUCCGCCCUGCCAGCGAAUCUGUUUGCCAUCCUUGGCAUGGAUAUGUUGGGACGACGAUUCUUCCUGAUUGCCGGCACAAUGACGGCUGGCAUUUGCUCGGCGCUCAUGUAUUUGGUGCGCAGCUCGUUGCAGAAUCUCUUGGUAUCGGCCGUAUUCAGUGGCGCGAUCUCGGCGGCAAAUGCCGCACUUGAUUGCCUCAUCACCGAAGUAUUCCCCACGAAGUUGCGUGCCACCGGUGUGGCCAUCUCGAUGGUGGCCGCCCGUUUGGGUGGCAUCAUUGGCAACAUUGUGAUUGCCCAGCUCUUGGAUCAUUUCUGCCCGGUGCCGACGUUCAUAGUCUCUGGACUGUUAAUUGGCGGCGGUCUAAUGUGCCUCUUGCUGCCCAAUACGACGCGAAAGGAGCUCAAUUAAGCAACAAACGAUUCACUAAUACUAUCGAUAACUAUCGAUAACAAUAGCACAGCCCAAUAGCCCCAGAUUAAUAACCGAUUAACAACAACAACAUUUUGCAAUAGUAUGAUAUCAAAAACCGCACACAGAACUUAACCCGCCCCAUUCAAACAACCUUCCAGCCAUCCAACUCCACCUUUCCCCCCGUCACCAACAACCACCGCUUUAACUCCUUUUGCAGCACCCCGCCAUUUUGGGGGCGGGAACUCGUAUUGUUUUGUACGUAUGUAUUUACAACAAAAAAAAAAAAAACUAAAAACAAAAAAAAAUGAAAAAGAAAUAUAUGUAU